AUGGCUGCGCUUCGGAGCGCGCUUCUCUUCGGAGCCUUCCAGGGUGAGGCCCUGGGGCUGGUCUUUGGCAAGCUCGGUUCAAGCCAGCCUCAGGAUGUUGCAAAUCGCGGCUUCGACUACAGACAGAUUGCACGAUCCUUGAUCGGGAAGGCGCAAGACUUGACACCAGAGGCCUGCGACCAGCAGUGCCUAGCAAAUCCCGACUGCGUCUCCUGGCAGGCACCCAUCGGUGGCGGGUGUGACGGCUGCUACCAGAUGCGAAACUGGCCGGAGAUCGGCGAGAAAUCCGGCUGGUUUGCGCGCGUACUUGAGUCUUGUCAGCAGGCAGAGGUCAGCAUGCCCACAACCACAGAGGGCUGCAAGGAGUUCUUGCUGUCGGCAAAUGGUGGGGCGCCGGAGUCGGACCUGAAUCACAGCAUCUACAAUAGGUGUGGUGAGAUGCUUCGCAGCACGGACGAGGCCAAGGGCAUCGCUGUGCUGGGCCAGCACUGGCCUGUUUCGUUAGUCUACAACUUCCGUGAUCCCUCGAUCUCUGUUCCACCGGAGAUAGAGGAGCAAUGGAAGGGAAGUGGAAACGCGGUGAAGCAAUCCGCAUACCAGGAGCCAGGGGGUCCUGGAUCCGUGACUGCGGAGUUGCACAGCUCCACAAACACGGAGGCUCACGGCAUCAUGCAGAUGGGCACCAUGAACCCCAUGCAGAACUACCAGAUGCAGGCGCUCCUGCGUCCAGGUGAUGUCGUCGUGGAUGUGGGCGCCAACCUAGGAGCGGAGCUGGGAGAAAACGCAGAUCACACGCAGCGCCAUGCGCUGUAUCGCCCGCAUGAGGUGUGGACCUUCAACGUGGCCCUCGGAGAGCGCAAGCAACGGUUCUUCGGCCGUCCGCCGCAGCUUCGCUUCUUCAGCAGUCCCGGUGGUGUCAAGGUAAACUAUGCUGAGCAAGAUGGAGCUCCGGGUGCACAAGAGAGCAUGCACAUCAACCAGGCGGUGCAGUUGUACGACUUCGAGACUGAUCCGGAAGAGACUCUGAUGGUCACUCUGGACGACUUGCUUUCUGGUCAGACAGACCUCAAGCCACCGCAUGUGAACAGCAUCAGGCUCAUCAAGAUAGAUGUUGAGGGCAUGGAGACGAACGUAGUGCUGGGGGCGAUGAGUGCCAUCUAUCAGUUUAAGCCCAUCAUUUGGAGCGAGAACGAUGACUACUUUGACAGGAGUGACACAAAGUUCUUGGCGAUCAUGGAGCAGUUGGAAUACCAAUGCGCGAAGGUCGAGACUGCUCCCAAAGAUCUCAUGUGCACUGACAAGUAUGGACGUGGUCACCAGGCGCAGGUGAGGCGGAGACAGGAGGAGGAGAAGACUGCGCGGUGGAAUGCUGGCAAUCAUGACAGCACGGAGUUCUUCAGGAAGAUGGGCCAGACUAUGGCAGACACGGAGAGGUACAAGGCGACCUGUCGCAACGCCACCCUUGCAUCACCGUCUCGGCAGAGUGAGGAGAAGGUGAGCCUGGAGUUCGCGGGCAGGUAUAUCGACGUUGCGAAGGCUCUUGCUGACUUUAGCAAUGUUUGCAUCAGCGACGACGCGCAGAGGGGCUUUAAGACCAUCAAUGCGGAGGGCACCGUGGAUGCUCCUCCAGGAUUGCUGCACCUGAAGGACCCGGUGGCAGACGAGCAGCGACGCCAAGCUGAGACAGAGGCCGCCGUUAAGGCCCAAGCCGCCGAUAAAGCGCGGAAGCAGGCACGUAAGCAGGCAACAAAAAAAUUGGAGGACACUGUCGAGGAGGAGCACAGCCAAGAGUUGGGGCCAGGCUCCUCAUCGUCCUUACCAGCAGAGGGCUCUGAAGAGAUAGUGCCGCCUCCACCGCCACCUCCUCCAGCGGAGGACUCAGAGGAGAAGAAGUCCUCCGCAUCAGACAACGAAAACGAUGAUGCCUUCGGAGAGAUAGAGGAGGAGUUCUCUCCAAAGACAGAUAUCGUGGGCCCGGUGAUCAGCAUAGUCGGCGCCCCUGCAGCAAGCGCCACAAACACCAGCAACCCGAACUCGCGAAGAAACUCCAGACGCUCUUCCGAGGAGAGUGACAGCGGUGGGGAUUCCGAAGGAUCCGACCUGCCGGACGACGAUUGGCCGCCGAAGCCGCCCAUCGUGCGCUUCCGGGCGCAGUGUGAGUUCUCCAACCAGUUCAAGCCUGCGGAAGUCAAAGAAGAGCGGCGCCGCUCCAUCCAGCAGGCUCAAGAACGGAGACAGCUGAAGAUCGAGACAGCGGAGGUCAUUCAGGACAUGACGUUGACUUGGGUGAAUAUGUACUUCAAGCUUGACAUCGUGAACCCGCGUGACCUCACGGCGGGCUUUCCAAUCAUCAUCCUGACGAUGAUGGAUGUCAUCUAUCCAAAGAAGGUCCGAUGGCACCAGGUAGAUUGGAACGUUGCCUACAUGCGAGCUUUGGCCCACAAUCACCGAGUGCUGGAGAAGCACUGGAACGAGGUAAAUAUGGACAAAGUGAAGGAUCUGCGCCGGGAUCGCAUCGGCAUGUCCAUUGAGAACACUGCAGAAGCGUCCAUCGAGGAUAAGCUGCACUUCUUGAAGCAAGUGAAGCGCUGGUUUGACUGUCGGGUCCAGCACUCUUCAGCCUACGACCCCAUCAAGCGCAGGACCGAGGUGGAGAAGCAGAUCCGACUCACCGGGCGCUUGAUGAGGUUUCCAACAUGGAUGCAGUACGACAAAGAGGAAGUUCAAGCCAGCCGGGCCACAAAACCUGAUGCCAAGAAGCGAAGGCCGCAAAAGACAGAGGCAACUACUGAGUAUGAGAAGAUGCCAGAGUUCAAACGUCUUCUGUGGUUCUUGGGGUCAGAGCACCAGACAAUGUGA
Molecule: messenger RNA, 2859 nt
Organism: Symbiodinium natans
Lineage: Eukaryota; Dinophyceae; Suessiales; Symbiodiniaceae
Source: the annotation of a GenBank genome assembly